UAGUGUAAAUUGUAUAAAUGACAGCUCGAUUUUCCCGCUUGCAACAUGUAAACAACAGUGUUUACUCUUUUCACCCCCCCGCCUCUUGUCUUCUGACGUACUUCACAAGGGACCGCCCCUCCUCUGUCUCUCAGUCACGCAGCAGCUACGUGUGAGCGUAAAAAAUAGAAACUUCCAAGAUGGCCGAGUCCGUAGGUUCCAUGCAUUUCUCAGCUAAUGGCAAAACAAAUCCCCCAAACCCCUUGGUACCCAAAAUACCGCCAGAGAGUCGACUACAGUCUUCCAAUGAUGUCUACCCUCCACCGCCAAAGAAAGUCCGAAUCGAGGAGAAGAGUUUGAAACACAAUAAAUUGAACGGGGACUUAGUGUGUGCAGGGGAAAAACACAACGGGAAGCAGAGUUAUGGAAGCCCAGCGAAAUGGAGUUUCGGCCCGGCCAAGCCGAGCAACUCCACCGCGCCAGCUCUCACACGAAAGAUCUUCAAGAUCAGCAACUUUCUCGCCUCUCCUGCGAAAGUGAAGAAGCCGAAUGAGAAACGGCACAAGGAAAAGGAGAAGAGUGCUAAAACGCAGAGUUCACUCAUGGAGAAAGUGAACCCUGGGAGUUGCCAUACAAAGACGGAGAACGGUGAUACAGCGUGUGACCACACUGGCAAAGAUGAGCAAGAGAAGAAAAAGGAGAGUGAUAAAGAGAGGGACAGGGAGAAGAACCACCAGGUUAUGGUUGUGAAUAAAAGGGAGAACGGAGAGGUGAAAUCUCCACUGAAAGAAUCAACAGAGAAGCCAAAAGUCAACACGGAGGACGAGCUCCUCUUGAAAAAGCUAAAGAAGAAGAAGAAAAAGAAGCACAAAGACUGCGAGAGGGAAAGACGCAGCCGUCCCAAGAUGUACCACCGCUCCAGUCAGACGGUGUGUUCUGGUGUGUCUGUGGACCUGCCGGACCUGCUCAACACACAAGACAGGAGUAACUACAUCACCAAUAACAGUUUCUUCCACACCUUCCCAAGUCCCCAUCAGGAUCCUUCCAGCACCACCACUACUACCUCCGUGUCCACCUCCACUGCCUCCAUGGUCAGGGAGAGGUUGGGCUAUGGCUCCCCCCUCCACAGUGCCCAGUCCCAGGGCAUGUCAGGGCUGGAGUUUGGCCGUCUGAUCCACGUGGAGCAGCAGGCCAACGGAGGAGCCUCGGUGGCCCACGCCUACUGCCAGCAGCUGGCUUGUCUCUCCCCGGCCGAGAUGCAGCGCUUCGCCCAGGAAUUUGUCACCCUGUCAUUCAGCGAGGACCAAGCUGAAGCGGCCCACUACGUCAUGGGCAUCAUCCAUGGAGCGGCCUCCUACCUACCAGACUUUCUGGACUACUUCUCCUACAAGUUCCCCAAUGCGCCGGUCAAGAUGGAGGUGCUGGGGAAGAAGGAUAUAGAGACCACCACCAUGGCCAACUUCCACACUCAGGUGAAGCGUACCUACUCCCAGGGGACGUACCGUGCGGGGGCCAUGCGGCAGGUCAGCCUGGUGGGGGCCGUGGACGAGGAGGUGGGAGACUACUUCCCCGAGUUCAUCAACAUGCUGGAGGAAUCUCCCUUCCUAGAGCGUACCCUGCCCUGGGGCACGUUCUCCAGCCUGCGCCUGAGGAGCCCCACAGAGAGUGACGACGGACCCAUCAUGUGGGUCAGACCAGGGGAACAGAUGAUCCCUGUGGCUGACAUUCCAAAGUCCCCCUUCAAGAGAAAGAGGUCAACCAAUGAGAUCAAGAACCUGCAGUACCUGCCACGGGCCAGCGAGCCCAGGGAGAUGCUAUUUGAGGACCGGACCAGAGCCCACGCCGACCACAUCGGACAGGGCUUCGAGAGACAGACCACCGCCGCCGUGGGGGUGCUCAAGGCCGUGCGCUGCGGAGAGGGUGAUGCUCCUGCCAGGGUAACCAAAGACGUGGUGUGUUUCCACGCUGGAGAUUUCCCAGAGGUGGUCCAGAGGCUCCAGCUAGACCUGUACGAACCACCCCUCUCACAGUGUGUGCAGUGGAUAGAUGAUGCCAAGCUAAACCAGCUGAGGAGAGAGGGCAUCCGCUAUGCCCGUAUCCAGCUCUACCACGACGACAUCUACUUCAUCCCCAGGGGAGUGGUGCACCAGUUCAAGACUGUGUCUGCUGUCUGCAGCCUGGCCUGGCACAUCCGCCUCAGACAAUACCACCUGGACCAAGAGAGGGAGGAGGAGAGCUGUACUUCUACAAGGGCAACAAGUGAAGUCAUAGAGGAGGAGGAAGAAACAGAGGAGAGUGAGGAGGAAUGGGGGAAAGAGGAGGACACUCCUACACAGCCACGGACGCAGGUGAAGACUGAGGAAAAGGAAGAGGGAGGGGAACGGACACCCGUACAGGAGCCGCCACUAGUUUGCAAGGAGGAAGACGACACAGAGGAAGAGAAGGGAGGGGAGAGAGGAGGGUGUACACCUACACUGACAUUACCUUUGGUCAAGGAGGAGAGAGUGGAAGGAAACCGACUCACAGAGACACUACUGGAAGUCAAGGAGAGAAAGGAGGUUGACGAGCAUCACAAGAUAGAAGAGAUGGAGAGAAAAGGAGCAAGAGAUGUCAGUACAUCCACACAGAUGGCACCACAAGUGCAGAGGGAGGGAGAGAGAGAUGAAGAUAUGGAACUCUCAAAGGCAUCACAGCAGGCUGGGAUAAAGAGAGAGGAGGAAGAAAGACACCGCAGGACACCUCCACACAUCCAGAAAGAAAGAGAGAGGGGACAGGAUGGUAGCACAGCCACACAAACACCACCAGUCCAGAAAGAAAGAGAGAGGGGAAAGGAUGGUAGCACAGCGACACAAACACCACCAGUCCAGAAAGAAAGAGAGAGGGGAAAGGAUGGUAGCACAGCCACACAAACACCACCAGUCCAGAAAGAAAGAGAGAGGGGAAAGGAUGGUAGCACAGCCACACAAACACCACCAGUCCAGAAAGAAAGAGAGAGGGGAAAGGAUGGUAGCACAGCGACACAAACACCACCAGUCCAGAAAGAAAGAGAGAGGGGAAAGGAUGGUAGCACAGCCACACAAACACCACCAGUCCAGAAAGAAAGAGAGAGGGGAAAGGAUGGUAGCACAGCCACACAAACACCACCAGUCCAGAAAGAAAGAGAGAGUGGAAAGGAUGGUAGCACAGCCACACAAACACCACCAGUCAAGAAAGGGAAGGGGAAAGAUUUGGAGAAAGAUGGAAAAGAGAAAGAGGAGAGGGUGAAAGAUAAGGAGAAACUGGAGAGGAUGAAAGAGAAGGAGAAAGUAGAGAGGGUGAAAGAUAAAGAGAAGGAGAGAGUGAAAGAGGAGCGGGAGAAAGAUAAGAAAGAGAGGGUUAAAGAUAAGGACAGAGAAAGGGAGAGAGGGAAAGAUGGAGAGAAGGUGAAGGGGAAAGAUGAGAGUGUGAUGGAAAGCACCACACAAACACAGACGUCACCACCCAUUAGGAAAAAGGAGGAUGAGGAGAGGAAACACACACAUCCAUCCCAACACGCCCAGAAGGAGGAGAAGGGAAUGAGGGAGGCAGACACAGCCUCAAAGACACAACCUCAAAUCAAAAAGGAACGAGACAGGGACAGAGGUGGUAGUAGUACACAGACACAGUCUCACACACGACUAGAGAGAGAGGAGGGCAGAGAGAGCAGCACACAUGGACACAAACCCACACAUGGAAAGAAGGAGAGAAAUGGGUACAGGGAGGGGAAAGAGGGUAACCCAUCCAUACACACUUCACACACCAAGCCAGGGAGAGAGGAGGAUGGAAAGGCUGUCACUUCUAGAAACACACUGUCUCAUGUGAAGAAGGAGGGGAAGAGGGAUAGAGGGGUCAACCAUAAGGAGGAAAGAAAGAAACCGCCCCCUGCCCCUAGCUGCCCCCCCCCUCGGACCACAAACCCCCACGAACGCUUGUAACCUUUGACCUCUUUAAGCCUAUGGAGGCAUUUCAAGCCCCGCCCCUCUCCCUGGCAGACAAGUCUCACCACCACAGUGACUGUCGAGGUGCUCUCUCCAAGUCCGAGAGCCGGACGCUAGCGCCCUCUAAAGGACCAAAAGUAAAGGACACGACACAGACCAAACCUGCAGUUCCUCUCCAGGACACACGGCCGCAGCACUCCCUAAAACACCCCAUGAAACCACACACCACACACGCACAGCAGAAAGCCUUUUUAUUAUGAAUGUGUAGUUUUCUCUCUCUUACUUAGCCUGCUCCCAGAUCUGUUGCUGCUUCAGACAUACUAUCAUUGUCAUGCCAUAGUACAUAUACAGAGGAGUUGAAUUGGCUAAAGCGCAUACCGAUCUGGGACCUAACCCUGUUCGAAAACUUUGAAAAUCCUUUCCUUUCCUCCAUUCCUUGAAGUAAUCACUGAUCUAACACAGUUGGGUAGGUAAACGCAAAUGUUCCACCACGUAGCUCAUACCAAUAGUCAUGUCAGCAUCAGAUCUGAGGAAGGAUGCAUUUCAUAGCAUCCGAAGAGGGCUAAAGUAAGAAUUUACGCUAAGUAGCUCACUUUACGUUUGUUAGUGAAUGUACGUAGGUUCUUUAUAUGAAAACCGUUGUGACCUGUGCACUACAUAGCUACACUAUUCUCUUAGAGCACCUACUCUAGGUACUAUACGACUCCCAAAACAGCCCCAUGGUUCCUUUGUCUUCUCCUAGCCUUUCCUACUUUGAAGUUUGCAGAUCUGACAGGACCAGAUUGGUGUACUUUGGCAAUAAGGUGCCCCAUCUAGACAGAAUUUCAAAUCGAUUCAAACUCCCAAUCCCUUAGUCUACACUAGACUAUACAGAAGUGGGUAGUAGGGGAUAGGCGUCUAUUUUAAAUAGAGAACUAGCCUGCCUGUAUGCUAUGGGGAGCUUCUACCACGUUCCUUAUACCUAUCCAGGCACUUCAGUUCUGCCAACACUGAAGGGCUCAGAGCUAGGGGUUGUUUUUGGACCAGGCUUACAUGUAUGAUUCAAUACAGGGCUGUAAAUGAUAUGUACCGAAUCUGUACAGUAUGGAUGUACUAGUACUGAUGUGAGAAAAUGUAUACAGAAAUGCAUAUAUUUUUUGUAAGACAAGUUUUAUUUUCCAUAGAACGUAUUUAUCAUUUUAUGUAUUUUUUUGUUCAGAUGUAUGUGAGAAACUCUUGUAAAUACCUUUUAUUUCCUAAAAUUAAGACUUGGUAGUGUGAUUUAUACUUUGACCAGAACCUCUCAAUAAAAGGUUCCUAAUAUUA
Messenger RNA from Salmo salar (Atlantic salmon), 5240 nucleotides. RefSeq lists its product as uncharacterized. NCBI's taxonomy places the organism in Eukaryota, Metazoa, Chordata, Actinopteri, Salmoniformes, Salmonidae. Gene Ontology annotation, cellular component: nucleus. The record is from RefSeq and is a predicted model, not a curated record.